AUGCCGUCUGUUUCGAAAGCGGCGGCGGCGGCGCUGAGCGGGUCCCCCCCGCAGACGGAGAAGCCGACCCACUACAGGUAUCUAAAGGAGUUUAGGACAGAGCAGUGCGCCCUGUUUGUGCAGCACAAGUGCGCCCAGCACAGGCCAUUUACCUGUUUCCAUUGGCAUUUCCUAAAUCAGCGUCGGCGCAGACCGCUCCGCAGGCGCGACGGCACCUUCAACUACAGCCCGGACGUGUACUGCUCCAAGUACGACGAGGCCAGCGGCGUGUGCCCCGACGGCGACGAGUGCCCGUACCUGCACCGGACGACUGGGGACACCGAGCGCAAGUACCACCUGCGCUACUACAAGACCGGCACCUGCAUCCACGAGACCGACGCCCGCGGCCACUGCGUGAAGAACGGGCUGCACUGCGCCUUCGCCCACGGCCCCCUGGACCUGCGGCCCCCGGUGUGCGACAUCCGGGAGCUGCAGGCCCAGGAAGCCUUGCAGAACGGCCAGCUCGGCGGCGGGGAUGGCAUCCCCGAUCUGCAGCCUGGGGUCUUAGCCAGCCAGGCCAUGAUCGAGAAGAUCCUGGGCGAGGACCCCCGGUGGCAAGACACCAACUUCGUGCUGGGCAGCUACAAGACUGAGCAGUGCCCGAAGCCUCCACGCCUCUGUCGCCAGGGCUACGCGUGUCCCCACUACCACAACAGCAGGGACCGGCGGCGGAACCCCAGGAGGUUCCAGUACAGGUCCACUCCAUGCCCCAGCGUGAAGCAUGGCGAUGAGUGGGGUGAGCCCUCGAGGUGCGACAGCGGAGACGGCUGUCAGUACUGCCAUUCCCGCACGGAGCAGCAGUUCCACCCGGAGAUCUACAAGUCCACAAAGUGCAACGACAUGCGCCAAACUGGCUACUGCCCUCGUGGUCCUUUCUGCGCCUUCGCACACGUGGAGAAGAACCUGGGGAUGGCCAACGACUGGGGCUGCCGAGAUCUCAUGCCCACCAGCAGCUCUGCGGCCAGCAGCGGCCCGCCCGGAAACGCGAAGUGGAGGGACUCCCCUGCUGAGGGCAGCCAGAAAGCCAGUGAGCACGACAGUAAGCAGAACCACCUGGCGGUGUUCACAGUGGUUCACCCGCUUGCUCCCAGCGUGAGCUCCAGCGUGGCAUCCAGCCUGGCGUCCAGUGCGGGUUCCAGCGGCUCCUCCCCCACUGCUCUGCCCAUUCUCUCGGCCCGUGCCCACCCAUUGGACCCCACUGGCAGUGCCCUCGAGGCCAUCCCAGGUUCUGCCUUAGAUCUCCAUCUUAGUGAUGUAAGCCUCGCUCCCCUGGAUAAGGAGCUGGACGAGCAGGACGGAAGUGAGCUGGGACCCACAGGUCAGAGGUCGCUGGGGGGCUCAGAGCCCGUCACCAUUCCUGGCUGCCUGGCCCGCUCCCCAUCCCUGCAAUCCUCGUCAUCCCUGUCCACCUCCCCGCUCAGCUCGCUCUCCCAGUCCCUGUCGGGGCCUCUUGUCUCCUCGGCCAUGACGCCCCCCCAGCAGCCGCCACCCCUCAAGUCGGAGCCCAGGGUGCUGGGCUCCUCGGCCUCGUCCUACAACUCCCUAGGUUUGAAUGGCGUCCCUGGGAGCAUCUGGGACUUCGUUUCCGGCAGCUUCUCUCCCAGCCCGUCCCCCAUUCUGAAUGCCGGCCCCACAUCCACUGCAAGUGCAAGUCCGAAUGGCGCCGAACUGGCGCGGGUCAGGCGGCAGCUGGACGAGGCCAAGAGGAAGAUCAGGCAGUGGGAGGAGUCCUGGCAGCAAGUGAAGCAGGCCUGUGACGCAUGGCAGCGGGAAGCCAAGGAGGCGAAGGAGCGUGCGCUGGCCGCGGACAGUGCCCGGCAGCUGGCACUGCAGAAGAAGGAGGAGGUGGAGGCCCAGUUCAGGCAGCUGCAGGAGGAGCUGGAAGGCCGGGGCAUGUCCACACUGCCAGGGCUGCGAGGCUGCAGCGACAUCGGUGCCAUCUCGCUGCCCAAGCUACAGUCGCUGCAGAGCCAGCUCCGCCUAGACUUGGAGGCGGUGGACGGGGUGAUCUUCCAGCUCAGAGCGAAACAGUGCGUGGUGUGCGGAGAGCCGGCCCGCGGCGCCGUCCUGCAGCCCUGCCAGCACCGUGUGCUCUGUGAGCCGUGUGUGGCCAGUGCGCCCGAGUGCCCCUACUGCGAGGGUCAGCCCCUCCCGUGGUGA
Molecule: messenger RNA, 2199 nt
Organism: Pipistrellus nathusii (Nathusius's pipistrelle)
Lineage: Eukaryota; Metazoa; Chordata; Mammalia; Chiroptera; Vespertilionidae
Source: the annotation of a GenBank genome assembly